AUGUCUCGUUUAGAAAAACAUUUGAUUAUUCGUGAUGUUUGGGCUGAUAACUUGAGUUUUGAGUUUGGUUUGAUUCGUCGAGUUCUUGAUGAUUAUCCAAACGUGGGAAUGGACAUUGAAUUUCCAAGGACGAUUAUCUUUUCCGACAAGCAUUUCUCUUGUCUGUCACCUUCUGACAACUAUUUCCUCAUGAAGUCGAAUGUGGACACAUUAAACCUCAUACAAGUGGGUCUCACUCUGUCGGACAAUCAAGACUUUGACAUCAAGUCCAAUGAUCUUCGUAAUGUGGAUUCGAUCAAGCCGUUAAAGCAACAAGGAAUUGAUUUCAAGAGAAAUAGAGAAGAGGGAAUCGAUUCGAGGGAGUUUGCGAAGAUGCUUUUGUGGUCGGGACUGGUUUACAAAAGGUCGUUGAAGAGACGGGUGACUUUCCACAGUGAAUAUGAUUUCGGGUUUUUGAUAAAGAUGUUGACGCACAGAGAGUUGCCUGAGAACCUCGAAACUUUCAUGGCUAUGGUGCAUUUUUACUUUGGUGGGAGUGUGUAUGAUAUAAAGCACUUGAUAAGGGAUUGCAAUGGAUUGAACGGUGGGUUGGAGAGGGUGGCUAAGGCACUCGGUAUUGAUCGUGUGGCUGGGAAAAGCCAUCAAGUUGGAUCAGAUAGCUUGCUUACCAUGCAAACAUUCUUGAAGCUUCUGAAGGUGGUAGAAACGUCCUUUAUUAAUUGA
Camellia sinensis is the source of this 723-nucleotide messenger RNA. NCBI's taxonomy places the organism in Eukaryota, Viridiplantae, Streptophyta, Magnoliopsida, Ericales, Theaceae. The record is from RefSeq and is a predicted model, not a curated record.